Racocetra fulgida is the source of this 346-nucleotide messenger RNA. The record is from the annotation of a GenBank genome assembly. Lineage: Eukaryota; Fungi; Glomeromycota; Glomeromycetes; Diversisporales; Gigasporaceae.
CUACCCGCCUCUUACCCAACAUCAGCAGCAUCAACAAGGCCUCCCGCCUCUUACCCAACAUCAGCAGCAUCAACAAGGCCUUCCGCCUCUUACCCAACAUCAGCAGCAUCAACAAGGCUUUCCACCUCUUACCCAACAUCAGCAGCAUCAACAAGGCCUCCUGUCUCUUACCCAGCAUCAGCUUCAGCAAGACUUCCCGCCUAUUAAUCAACAUCAACCUCCAUACCAAUCAUAUUUUCCACCCCAUUUUUCAAAUCAACAAAAUUCUUUGGACGCUUUGUCUCAGGAAGUGAAAUUCGAACAUUAUUAUAUUCAAAAUGAAGUAGAAAAUGUUGUAAACCGCUAG